This is a messenger RNA of Neospora caninum, 9048 nucleotides long. RefSeq lists its product as hypothetical. The record is from RefSeq and is a predicted model, not a curated record. The transcript has 19 exons. NCBI's taxonomy places the organism in Eukaryota, Apicomplexa, Conoidasida, Eucoccidiorida, Sarcocystidae. Bases 1 to 9048 code for a protein of 3015 amino acids. Gene Ontology annotation, molecular function: structural constituent of nuclear pore. Gene Ontology annotation, cellular component: nuclear pore inner ring; nuclear pore. Gene Ontology annotation, biological process: protein localization to nuclear inner membrane; transcription-dependent tethering of RNA polymerase II gene DNA at nuclear periphery; RNA export from nucleus.
AUGGAUUCGACUUCCACGCUGCAUCGGCCGUUUCUUCCUUCCCUGGCUUCUGACUCGCACGCCCUUCUCUCUCCCUUCCCUUCUUCCUCAGCGUAUCCUCGGCAGUCUGUCUCUCUUUCCCAAGUCCCGCUGUCCCGCAACAACCCUGUCGCGCAUGCAGCAGCUUCUUCCUCCUGCGCUGCGGCUAGUCAAUAUGCCGUUUUCUCUGAGGCCGCUGCGGGCGCCAGCGAGCUCGCGCGGCAGCUCGCGGUGGCCGACGAAAGCGACGGGGCUCUGGAGAACAAGCUGCGCGGCGUCGGCGCCUGGGCGGGGGGCUGUACGUACACCCAAGCGACGGAUUUCCGGUCCUACGAGGAGAAUCGCCACGCUUUCUCCCUAGGCCAGGUUUUCCCCGAAGUCGUGCCGCUGCCGCCUGUGCUUCAGCGGCUGCUGCAUCGGAAGAAGCCGCUCGAAGUCUCAGGCGAGAGGUGCGAGCGUCAGACCCAAGAGGAAAGAGUCGGGGAACCGUCUUUCUCAGCCUCUCUCGCUUCGGCCUUCUCUCCUCGCUCUUCCUGUCCCUCCCCUGCGCAGAGUGGCGUUUUCCCGCUUCUCCAGCUUCUCUGGGUGGCUGAGGGUGCGACUUUGCACCUGUGGCCUCUUCCGGUCGGCUCUCCGUUUUCUUCGCCUUUCGCGACCGGCUUUGCCUGCGAGAGAGACGAAGACGCGGGGGACUUCCAAGCCCGGCAGAAGAGGGCGCACUCGCGCCGCCUCGUCGAGCAACAGAAACUUUUGCACUCGACGCUCACGUACGAGCUGCCUUCGCCGAUUUCCUGCCUGCAGCACGUCCUCCUUCCGCGGUCUCUCUUGCCUCUCUCGUUCGCCUCGUCCUUCCUCUUCUUCUCGCCGUCUCGAGGAUGGCGACAUCUGUCUGAUUCUGGAGGCCAGCUCUCUCGUCGAGAAGACGAAGGAGAUUCUCGCGACGACCUUGGCGAGGACGACUGCUUUUCCUCCUCCCCGGACCCCACCGAAACGACGCAUUUCCACGCGCUCGUUGCCGUCUCUUCCUCCUCUGUCUCCAUUCUUGCUCUGGGCUCUCAACCGUCCCUAUCAGAAGCGGACCGCCGCUCGUACACCCGGCGCGGGCUUUCUUCCUCAUCUAGUUUCCCUUCUUCUCUUCAGCUGUACCAAGUGGCGAGUCUGCCGCUGAGCGCGACAGCCGCCUCUCCGUUCGCGACUCUCUUCUCUUCUGCGGACGCGCUGGAGAUCACCGCAGUGGGCGUGCACCACGGCUCGUCGCGAAUCUUCCUUGGAGACAAAGACGGCGGGCUGUACGAGCUGCGUCUCCUGCCGCUGUCGGCGGGCACAUCGGCCCUCGGCAACGGCGCGGCGAGGCAGGGGAGAGUCUCCCUCGCGGUCGGCGCGGAAUCAGCUCGGCUCGGGGUGCGGAAGAUCAGGCGAAGAGACACUUUUGCGGAGGCCCGCGGGAGCGAACGAGAGAGAGGGAGACAGGGACGGGGCGAGGCGGAGACCGAAGAAGACGUGCAUGCCUUUUCCAGCGAAGAAGACGAAGACGACCAAGGGGCGGGAGAAGACGGAGACGAAGCCGGCCUCUUUCAGUGUCGCCUGGAGCGUCUCGGAGCGUCUCUCAUCUCUCGAAUUUUGCGCGGCGCGUCCGAGGUCGUUUCCUCGGCAUUUGCCUUUCUCCCCUCGCGGCGCGUCCGAGGCCGAGGCCGGGAAGACCGACAGAGACGGGCAUUCUCGGCUGCUCCUCCCGUUCAGAGAGGCUUGGACAGAUUCGAGGAAAUCACGGGCGGAGAGAGGAUCCUUUCCAUUACGGCCGACGAGGCACGCGGAGCCUUGUGGGCCCUGAACGCCGCCUCGGACGUCACGCUUCUCCUCCUCGACCCCCCCGCGCUCUCUCCGGACGGGACGCUCGUCGAGGCACACCCUCCGGUGUCUGUCGUGAGGCUGAAACGCCGCGAGAUGGAGCGGCAAAUCGGCGCCGACUUCCGCAACUGGGCCGCGCCCCCUGUCCCCUUUUGUGGGGAACCGCACUGUCCCCAAUGUGUCUCUUCUUCCCGCUUCAGCUUUCGGUCGCCUCAGACGCCGUUGUGGGGCGGAGCCUCGGGAAAGGGCCUUUUCGGCUUUUUCGGCUCUAACCAGGAACUGCGCGUUGUCAGCGCACACCCUACAGCGCCCCACGAGGCACAAACCAUCGCUGUCGUCCUCCUGGAUGAACGAGGCGGUAGAAUCUAUCUUCAACUGGAAAACUUUUGCCUGGUGUCGCGACUGAUGGGGGAACCCGAGAGUGACGCGCAGGCUCCGUCCUCGUACCCUUCGUCGGCCUCGUCGGCGCCUUUCCUGCGCGUCGCCUGGUACCGCCCCGCGCCUGCAGCAGCCGGCUACUGUUGUGCGUCUCCGACUCUAAGCCGAAGCGGAGACAGCGCCUUCGGAGCUCCGCAGGGGCCGAAGGAUGCGGCGCCUGGCGCCCUGUGUGGAGCGCGUCACCGGAAGCUGAAGCUCGGCUACUACGCGCAGGGAGCGGCCGUGCUUCUGUUUGCGGCCGAGGACGGCGAGAAAGGGAAGGCCAGCAGGCGCGAGGGCGACGGGCGGGAUCGAGCAGCCAGCGAGGGCCAGGUGUCUCCGCCUGCCUUUGAGCGCCUCGUGGCGAUCGCUCCGGAGCUCGAAGUCUCUGCACGCGAGGCCGCGCCCUCGACUUCCUCGUGGUGUCACCUGUCCAGCGGCCAGAAGCAGCAGCCUUCCUCGUUCUACAACUCUGCAGCUUCUCGCCGUGUCCACCCCCUGAAGGAGGCUUUCGCUGCCUUCCCGCUCUGCACGUUUCCUCUCUUUUCUUCCGCCUCUUUCACUUCCGGCGAGUCGCUCUGGGUCGGGGAAGUCCCGUGCCUCGGCGAAGGCGCGGCCCACGCGCUGUCUGAGAAGGCCGCGUUCACGUUGCCGUCGCCCUUCGACAUUGCGAAACGCAUUCACUGGCGGUACUUGCCGUAUCGCGAUGUCCUAUCUGCGCCUGGGGGGUGUUACUCUCCGUCUUCGCCGCGCGCGAGAGGUUCACGGGGAGGCGCCGCCUAUUCGCACAGCAGGUCGGGGCCGAACGGGUUUUCCCCCGCGUCCGGGUCUUUCGUGUCCGCGUCUCCGCUCGCUGCGCGUUCUGGAUCGCAUGCGAGCGCAAAUCCAAGCGAGGCACCGGCUCCCGGCACAAAUCCGCUUUUUGCGUCGGUCGAGAAGACGAUUGCAGUCGCCCCUCCGCCGUUUGCGUCCCCAGUUCACUUUGGGAGACAGGCAUACUCGCAUCCUGCGUACACGAGCUUUCGGCGUCAAGACGGCCCAGAACUUGCCUUGCCGCUGUCCGCACUCCCAGCGCUUGCGCGCGACCAGGCGCUGCCGCCUCGUCGGGUGUUGAUUCUCACGACGCGGUGCGUCCUCGCCCUCACCUUUUGCUCUCUCGAGGAGAUCUACAAGAAGGUGGCGACGCGGCUCCUCCGCGAAGUUGAGGCUCGCGCGCUCUUCGCCCCGCGCCUCGCGUCGAGCGCGCUCGCGGGGCCUCAGACCAGGAAAGACUUGCAGCCGGAGGGGGGUUCACCGCGUGACAUCGCUUCCUCUUGCGUGACCUUCUUCAAGAAGAAAACCGCGCAGGUGAACGCGACCGAGCAGGCGAUCUUUGCGGCGGUCGUUGCCGCCGUUGACAGCCGAGGCCGCGAGGGCGACGCGGGGCGCGAAACCUCGCGGGAAGCGUGGACGAUGAGGCCCUCGACGGCUGCCACGUUUCCCGUCGAGCAGCGCAUGCAGAGGAUCCAGACGCAGCUUCUCGCUCGGCACCGCCAGGAGGCGGAGCGAAGCCAGGCGGGAUACCGGCCGACGUAUGCGCCAGGUGGAUGGACACCAGAUCCGAGGUGGGGUGUACAUACACCGUACGGAGGGGGCCAGACGGCGGGACCAGACGGCGGGCCACGCGGAUGGGCGCGGCUUUUCGACUGCGGGAAACCCGCGUUUUUCGGUGCGGGCGGAGUUGGCGGUGUGCCUGGCCCUUCCGUCCCGGGGGGAAACGUUCAGGAGGGAAAAUUCGCCGCCGGAGCCAACGACGUCCACGCGUUCCGCCACGGAUGCCCCUUCCUCGAGGAGCUGUUUCUGGCGUACCUCCGCGAUGUCUAUACACCGGAGCAGUUCGCGGCGGUCUGCUGGCAGUUGUUGAUCGACUUUCCGGCGUUUCUCGCGCCGUCGCUUUCGGCCGUUUCCUCGUCCAGCUGCGCCCGGGAUCUCCACUAUGCUCUCCGCGCGCUCCUCCACGCGAGCGAGGCACACGAGGCCUCGCUGGCAGGUUUGACCACGCAUGCAGGCCUGCUCUUCCACGUGGCCCCCGGGCUGACGGCGCCGAGUGUCUCCCUGCCAUUCACGUCUCGACGCGACCGCGAGUUCCUCGAUCUCUUUCUGCACUCGACCAAGACUCUCAGCACGCUGCCGCCCACGGCUUCGCCCCUCGUCCUCGACUCCCUCAGAAGAGGCGACGGCGUCCAGGAUUCGAGUGACGAGGGGCGACGCGUGCGGCUCGACGGCCCGCAUGCAGUCGAGCAGUUCCUCACGCCGCUCCGCAGAGGAUACGUGGGCGGGGCGCAGUCGCGCGGCGAAGACACGGCAGGCGGGCGCGGCGGCCUCGCCACGACCGCCGAGACAGGUCUGCGCUUCUGCGACCCGAGCCAGGAAGGCCGGGUACGCGACGCAGGCAACUUGGCUGUCUCUGGCGGGCGUGCGCAUGCGUUUGCAGGUUCCGGGUCUGGGGUUCAGAAGGGGGUGUUGCGGAGUGCCCCCAGCGUCUUUGCGAGCUCGUUCUCGCCGGUUUUCGAGGAUGAAAGCGAAGGGCGCGCGCCGCGAGUCGCCGCGCCGUCGCUCUCUCCUGCAGAGAUACCUGCGCUGCUCCUACUGUCCUGGCGUGCGCUGGUCGGCGCGAAGGAGACACCUCGCCCCGCGGGGGCCUCCCGCAGCGCCGGGUGGGGGUCGGCAGACCACGAGGCGGACUGCGCCAAGUUGAAGGAGUUGGAGAACGAACUCCAGCAACUCCGGCAGCGGAAUGCAUGCGACAGGCUCGACAAACGACGCGAGCGAGGCGACAGCGGAGUGGGCCGGAGCCGGUUCGGAGACUCCUCCGGCCCCAGCCGCUGGCUUCUCGGCUCAGACGCAGAGACACCGCGACCCGGCGGCAGUCUCCAGGAGCAACAACUCGAGUUGCAAAUCAAACAGCUCCAGCUUCAAAUCGAGCAGCGGGCGUACCAGCAACAAGUCCAGUUGAGCACCAGUGCAGCUCCCUCGCCGUCCGUAGACCCCUUCUCGUUGUCGCCGACGGCGAAGGGCCUUCUUCUGUUUGUUUCGCGUCUCCUUCGGCCUCUUCUGUUCGCCCCUCUCUUCGAGGCUGGGCACAGUCCGGCCGGGAUCGUCCGCGCACCCUCGUCUGCGGCGGCGGCGACUCCUGCUGCCGAUGGCGGUUUGCGAAGGCGCUCACGACUCGCCUUUCUCUUUGGCGAUGGCACGAGAGAAGGGACUUCCGGAGCCGAGGCGUCCUUGCACGCCGUCGCGGGCCUCGCGGGUGUGCAGGCGGGCCAGCUGGCCCCUGGGGGCCUUCCGGUCCCCAUCUGCAUGCGAGGAAGAUUUCCACUCGCAGCCGUCUCCGUCGUUCAAAGGAAGCUCGCCCUACUUUUUAUGGUAAUUGACGCGGUAUAUACGGCGAUUUUCCAGCGGCACGUCCAACAGCGGCAAGAGCAGAUUGCAGCUUCGCAGGCUUCGCCGACCUCGCCGUUUGUCUCCUUUUCGCCCAUCUUUCCUCCCGCGAUGCCUCAGUCUCUGCCUCCGCACUACCCCCUUCCUGCGUUCUCUGCGUCGUUGGCGGGGUACGCGCGAGACGCACGACCCACCGAAGGCGGCGUCUGGGCCUCGGAAGGCAGAGAAGAAAAGAAAUAUGCAGACGCCGUUGCAUCGGCGUCCAGGGCUGCGAUCGUCUGGGGCACCUUACCUUCCCAUGAUCAAGAAGAGCUGCAACAACUGUUUUCCGUCUCCCGCAUGCUCCUCCUGUGCAACGAGGCUCUGGCGGCGUAUCGACUGCUGCUGCGCGAGAUGGCGAGCUGCGCCCAACUCGGAAGAAGACGCGUGGUGGACGCGCUGCAGUUUGACAAAGUCCUCUGUCUAAAUCUCUCUCUCUUAUGCUCGGAGAGAAGCAGUCGAGAGGACUUCCGGCAGUUUGUCUUCAGCUGCGUCUCCGUCCAGAGCCCGGCGCUCGCUCAACUGUGCACCGGCGGCCUAUUCACCCCACAGGAACUGCGUGCGCACAGCGCGCUCGUGCAGUUGAAGAGUUUCAUUGAGGACGCCCGGGAAGCGAUGCAACAGGAAGUCUUCCAGCAAAAACUUCAUCUGUCGCGGUUCCUCGAACAGGCCGAGCAGCCAGGCUCUCUCGUUUCUUCGCUGCCGUCUCUCCCGGCGCCGAGCCCAGCUGUCCAUACACUCCACUCCCAAAUUGAACAGUUCGUCGACUCUCAGCUCGCGCCGCUUCUCUUUUUCUUCCCGAUCGGAAGACUCGCGGAACUCCUCGUUUCCGUCCAGAUGUACGGGGAAGAAGCCUGCCACGCCCACGUCACCGGCUUAUUGCAGCGGUUCCUCGCGCUCCAUUUAGAAGCCAGAGAACGCCAGCGCACGGGUGCCCAGUCGGGAGAUUCCCGGGUCGCCUCUCUCCAAGGCGACGAUGCAGAGGCGCUGUUUUGGCGCAUGCAGGCAGCCUCGCUCGUGGGCGCGGUACUCACCUGCGACGACGAGAGACUGCAGCAGGCGGUUUUCUCCUGGAUCGCCCAGGCGGGCCAAAAAACCUUUCCGGAGUCCCUCCUCACUCUGCGGAGCCCGUACCUCUUGCCGUGGAUUCAACAGCACUUCCGACAUUUCGCGCUCGACCUGGGAGCGUUCUACGCCGCGGCGGGUCUCUCAUCUCGCGCGGCAGCCGAGUACCUCGCGCAAGGUUUGCGCCCCUGGGGAGGGCGGGAUUCCUCGGCGCCGUCUGAUGCGUCGCUCUCUCCUCGGUCUCGCGAAGGAGACGGCGGACGCACGAGUCCGCAAAAUGCGGAGACGGGGAAGGUCUCUGGCGCUCAGGACGCGUCUGCGCGCGAAGGCGAUUCAGACGAGGCAGCCAAGGACCACACGGCGCAACUCCUCGCCUUUGAUGCAGCCCGCGACGCUUUCUGCGUCGAAUCCACGGCUCGGAUUUGGCAGCGCACGGCUGCGCAUGUCAGCCAGCAGAGCCGCGCGCCGUCUCUGCAGGAGCGCCUGGUUCUUCUGGCGCAAGCCAAGGACGCGCUGCAGCAGCAAACGCAGGAAAUGGAGGCUCAGGAAGAACUUCUGCGCUCCUCAAGGCUCGAAGACACCCCACCCAGCGGUGACGGACACGCAGAAAGUAGACACUUGCGACCUUCCGUCGGAGACGCUCGAGCCGCGUGGUUCUCCGCACAGGCAGUCGCCGAACGCACGCAGAGCACCCUUUCUCCCCUCCUCGUCGGCUGCGUCUCAGUCGAGCAAAUCUCGGAAAGCAUGCAAAUGGUGGGGUACCAGCAAGGCCUUUUGCGGGACUGUCUCCGCGUGUUCUGCUUCUUGACUGUGGAGUACGCUUCGGCUGCGGCGCGCGUGAAGAGCCUCGCGAUGUCGGCGAGUCGCCGGUGCGGGCCGUCUUUGCGCAGCUCUGAAGAGGACGAGAAAGGAAACCCUUUUGCGACCGAACAAGACCCGAAAGAAGAGCGGGCGGAGAGGGACGAGAGAGAGCGACUCUUCCGCGAGGCGGUUGAAGAUUUCCUUGAAGCGUUCUUCGCGCACAGAGAGCAGACCGUCAGCGGCGUCCCGGCAGGCUCAGGAGACACACGAACUUCAACAGGCUCAAGAACGACACAAAACACAGAAGAAUGGGACAUUUUCGGGAGUUUGUUGGACUUGAUGAUUGCGCUGCAAACGACGGUAUACUCGCGUGCGGAGCUGCUGUCGCUUGUCGCCUUUUUUUGGAAGUCUAAUCGCCGCGUUCGAGACGGGACGUUCUCGUCCAUCUUCCCCUCCAUCACGUGCCUGCAACUCCUCGCAAGCGCCUCGACACACCGUCAGAGCGACCGCCUCUCUUCGCGCGGCAGCCUCCUCGACGCCCGCGAGAAAGACCGCGACGACAGGCUCCUCUCAGAGGCGUCAGAUGCGAACGCAGUUGAAGACGGGAGAGUCGCGGCUGCAUGCGCAAGCUACCUCGCCUUCGCCACAGCUGCCUCAAGAGUUCUGGAAAACGAAAAAAUUCUCCAUACGUCGCUGGACGAUCUUCUUUCGUAUCCUGACGUGGGUCUUCGGCGCGCGCAGCGACGCUUGCUGCCAGAGUAUCUUGUCCUUCUUCACAAAUUCGUGAAGGAGCGGGGAGUGUCAGAAUCCUUCCGACCGUCUGCGUCUGCGGAAGGCCUCGCUGGCGGGGAGGCGCAGCGUCGGUUCCUGGAGGAGAUUCUUUUGCGACCGUCGUGCCGCGUGGGGGGCGAUGAUGGAUGCACCGAAAGUUUGCUUCUUCCACCUGCGCUAUGGCCCGCCUGGAUGAUUUUGCAUCGCCGUGUCUCGCCUGGUCGCCUCGUGGACGCGUAUCUGCAUCUCAUCCGAGAUGGGUCCCAGAUCCUCGCCGUCGAGAUGGGCGUCACGCCUCAGGUCCAGGCAACGAUUUUUGCGUGGCUCUUUGAUGCGUGGCUGAUGAACGAGGAGAACUCGACUUCAGGUGCGACGUUCAUCAAGACGUUCUCGUUCUACCUCAGCGAGGGGAAGCUGCCGUCUUUCGAAACUCCCAACGAAUGUCUCCACGCUCAGCUAAAUCGGGAAGAGCGCGAAGGCGCCAUCGACGCUUGCCGAAACCUGACGCGCCUCGUCCUAAACAUCGGAGCAGCCUUGGCCGCCGCUGCUCUCGAAGUGCCUCAGCUGAAACAACUCGAAAUGUACCGGAGCGCAUGCAACGCUCUCGACACUUUCCAAAGCAAAUUGUCUCUCUAUGCAGAUGCUCUCCGACACCCAACCGACGAUUAA